AUGUCUGACAUGAAUAUUGCAGUCACCAAUUUGGUUCGCAAAAUUGAACUUGACGUUACCGAGAUCAAACAAAUACUAGCUGCGGUGUCUGAUCAGUUCAAAAAUCAAUUUUUACCAAACAUCACCGAUGAAGAUGUAAAUAUGAUACAAAAAAGUAUCGUCAAACAAAGUGAUAAUGGUUCUCAUCAAUAG
Molecule: messenger RNA, 192 nt
Organism: Mucor mucedo
Lineage: Eukaryota; Fungi; Mucoromycota; Mucoromycetes; Mucorales; Mucoraceae
Exons: 2
Coding region: 1-192 (63 amino acids)
Source: RefSeq, a predicted model, not a curated record